Messenger RNA from Liolophura sinensis, 2287 nucleotides. RefSeq names its product denticleless protein homolog. Gene Ontology annotation, cellular component: nucleus. The record is from RefSeq and is a predicted model, not a curated record. The transcript has 15 exons. The coding region runs from base 93 to 2180 and encodes 695 amino acids. Gene Ontology annotation, biological process: proteasome-mediated ubiquitin-dependent protein catabolic process; mitotic G2 DNA damage checkpoint signaling. Gene Ontology annotation, molecular function: protein-macromolecule adaptor activity; protein binding. Lineage: Eukaryota; Metazoa; Mollusca; Polyplacophora; Chitonida; Chitonidae.
UGUUGUCUAAUUAGUAACUGUGUUAUGUUUGGUUAAAAUAAGUUAUCGAGGCGUUUAUAUUUUGUAUUUUUAUUUUAUCGGAUUUACACAGGAUGAGCAUUAUCAAAGCGUUAUCCAAUCGGUCUGUUGGGAGUGCAUGGACUCAGCAUGUCAGCCUGUUGUCAGGGACGGCCCUGCUGGACGAGUUUGAGUGUCAUUUACCUGACGAGCAUCCCAUUAUUGAUGAUGAGGAAGGUACUACUGUACCUCCGCUGGCUUGUGCUUUCUGUCCAGUGAAGGGUUUUACUCAUGUUUUGGCCCUGGCAGAUGAGAAUGGCUGUGUUAUUUUGUACAACACUCACAAGACUGGUAUACAGGCUGCAACAGCAGAGUGGCUGAGUCACACAAAUGCUGUGUUUGACCUGACCUGGUUAAAGACAGAACAGAAGCUGAUUACAGCCUCUGGGGACCAGAGUGCAGUACUGUGGGAUGCUGUGUCAGGGGACAAGCUGGAAGUGUUUAAGGGGCACACGAGCAGUGUCAAGUCUGUGUGCAUUGGUCAUGAUAAUGAUGCUGUAUUUGCAACUGGAUCAAGGGAUGGACACAUUAUGGUUUGGGACAGAAGGUGCAACAAGAAAGACCAGCGUAUGCCUCCUGUGAACAUUAUAAGGAAUGCCCAUUGCCUUCCACCGCCGUCUGCCAGCAAGUCCAAGAAGAAGAUGAGGAUGGGACCAAUUUUGGAUAGCCAGCAGAGUGUGACCAAUGUACUGUUUCAGGACCAGUAUCAUCUUGUCUCGGCGGGAGCUGUGGAUGGUGUGGUAAAAGUUUGGGACAUGCGUAAGAAUUACUCUACAGUGCAAACAGACCCGGUCCCCAAAUAUUCACUUCUAUACAGUGGCUUUAGCUCCAGAAAACAUGGAUUUUCCAGUCUCUUAUUUGACUCGACAGGCACCAGACUGUUUGCCAGCUGUACAGAUGAUGUCAUAUACCAGUAUGACUUUAUCAAUUAUUCACCAAUUCCAGUUCACUGUUACAAGGGCCACCAGAACAGCACAUUUUAUAUAAAGACGUCAGUCAGCCCUGAUGACCAGUAUAUUGCCAGUGGGUCAAGUGAUCAACAGGCCUACAUAUGGAAGAUUGGCCACCCUCAGGAGAGCCCGGUCAUGCUGAAAGGUCAUUCUGCAGAGGUCACCAGUGUGGCCUGGUCACCAGAGGACUUCACUAAGAUUGCCACCCUGUCCGAUGAUAACACUAUGAGGGUUUGGAGGGCCACUAAACGCCUGGGGCUGAAAGGCCUUGGGGCUUUAAUAGGCACUGCUCAGAGGGUCAGCAAGGACAUAGGAGUUUCUACUGGCACGUUGGGUGUUCUGGGCUCGCCACUGUCUAGGAAAUCUUGUGUUCAUGCAGAGUUGAUGACACCUCCUUCGCAGAAGCGUAGCCUGUCUCUGUCAGCUCAGAGCGGCCCUCACAGUAGUUCACUCGGUUCUGCUCGGAAAACUGCCAGUCUCAUUCCACAAACACCUCCGUCUAUCAAGAAAUGGUUUUCACAUGCACAUACUGGUGAGAAACCCUCACAGCUGCCUGGUUCCCAUACGAAAUGCACAGAGCAGGAAAAUGUGCCUAUAUUGAAAGUCAGGGGCAAAACCAUAAGAACUCCUGUUUGUAAGAGAAAGCUUAUAAGCACCGACAUGGAGGCAGACAAAGCAGAAUGUGAAAGUCCGUUUAAACGAAUGUGUAGGGAUCCACUGGAGGACAUAUCAUCACGCGAAAAUGUUACGACAGUGUCACAGACUGAAAAUAGGGUAGACCUUAAACCGAGCUGUGCCAGGGUGGAAUUUGACUGUACAGCUUCACCUGUCCGAAAAUUGACACAGCCAAGCAUAGUGUCCUCCCCUACUGCCAAUCUUCCCAAUCUAGUCAUGGGAGUGGGUGUGGUCACGCCUCCAAAAUCUGCCAAACAGCUGGGAUCUCCAUGUCAUUUUAGUAAAGGUCGUUCUAAUUGGCUGACCAAGCUAAGGUUACAGAGACAGACUGACAGCUGUGCAUUGUUGAGUCCCAAGGCAACCAGUGGCUCAUCAGCUGAGGAUGAAAACUCUCCCUACUCUGACACAGCCUUGUUCUCACCUAUCAGGUUAAAGAGCCCUGGGCCCAAUACAAAAUCUAUCCUAUCUUAUUUUCGACGGAAGGAAAACCCGACAUGAAGCUAUAAUGAUUACAUGCAUUUCCGUUCAACAAAUGAGUUAUGUGGGACAAAUUCUGAAACUUUUAAAUCACAUACAUUUAUCAAAAGUAUUUGUACUGCUGAUCU